UUGACUCAGAAAUGGCUAGCUUCAAUCACACUGGUGUUAACCAUGUAGUCUUCUACCUGUUGGGAAUUCCAGGCCGAGAAGACCUACACAUGUGGAUUUCCAUCCCCUUCCUCAUCUCCUAUGUCUUUGCUCUCCUUGGAAAUGGUCUGCUCAUCUUCAUUAUCCUCAUCAAGAGCAGCCUCCAUGAACCUAUGUAUCUUUUUCUCUGCAUGCUGGCUGGAGUUGACAUUGUCUUUGCCACAACCACAGAACCCAAGGCAUUGGCCAUUUUCUGGUGCAAUAGUAGGGAGAUCUCUCUUAAUAGCUGCAUUGCCCAGCUCUACUUCCAGCAUUCCUCCUUUAUUUCUGAGUCAGGCAUCUUGCUGAUGAUGGCAUUUGACCGCUACAUUGCAAUAUGUUAUCCACUGAGAUACACCAUGAUACUCCCCCACUCUCUGAUAGGGAAAAUUGGUGUGGCUGUUUUCAUGAGAGCACACUGUACAAUUUUUCCCAUGAUAUUUCUUCUGAAGAGGCUGACUUUUUGCAGAAAUAACAUCCUACCACAUACAUUCUGUGAACACAUUGGCUUGGCCAAGUAUGCCUGUGAUGAUAUCCAUGUAAAUAUCUGGUAUGGAUUUUUUGUUUUAAUGUCAACAGUGAUCCUAGACAUUGUCCUCAUUUUUGUUUCCUAUACUCUGAUUCUCCGUGCUGUCUUUCGUAUCCCUUCCCGAGACGCUCGCCACAAAGCUCUCAACACAUGUGGUUCCCAUGUCUGUGUCAUUGUCCUUUUUUAUGGGCCUGGGAUCUUCUCUGUUCUCACUCAGCGCUUUGGCCGUCACAUCCCGCUACAUGUCCAUAUCCUGUUGGCCAAUGUCAGCAUGCUUGCUCCACCUAUGCUGAAUCCCAUCAUUUAUGGGGUCAGAACAAAACAGAUAAGAGACCAAGUGUUUUAUGUAUUGUUUCCAAAGCAGAAAUAA
This is a messenger RNA of Neogale vison (American mink), 956 nucleotides long. Its product is annotated as olfactory receptor 52B4-like. Lineage: Eukaryota; Metazoa; Chordata; Mammalia; Carnivora; Mustelidae. Bases 12 to 956 code for a protein of 314 amino acids. Gene Ontology annotation, cellular component: membrane. Gene Ontology annotation, molecular function: G protein-coupled receptor activity; olfactory receptor activity. The transcript has a single exon. Gene Ontology annotation, biological process: G protein-coupled receptor signaling pathway. The record is from RefSeq and is a predicted model, not a curated record.